Molecule: messenger RNA, 1135 nt
Organism: Brassica oleracea var. oleracea
Lineage: Eukaryota; Viridiplantae; Streptophyta; Magnoliopsida; Brassicales; Brassicaceae
Product: ethylene-responsive transcription factor ERF012-like
Exons: 1
Coding region: 153-785 (210 amino acids)
Biological process (GO): regulation of DNA-templated transcription
Molecular function (GO): DNA binding; DNA-binding transcription factor activity
Source: RefSeq, a predicted model, not a curated record
UCAAUCUCCUCACCUGACCUCACAUAAACACUCAUCCAAAAAUCUCUAGCCGUCACCAAAAACGAUAAAAACAAUCUCCUCAUCUCUUGAUAAAUACCACAUUGUCCAAUCAAGCUACGUAGCCUCGGAUCAAUACACACAACACCAUUACAAUGGUGAAACAAGAACUCAAUAUCAAGAAGGAAAUGUCAUUGUCACCUUCGUCUUCUCCUAAGAUCAAGAGCAAGAAGAAUAAGAUUAAGAAGUACAAAGGAGUGAGGAUGAGAAGUUGGGGAUCAUGGGUGUCUGAGAUUAGGGCACCAAAUAAAAAAACAAGGAUUUGGUUGGGCUCUUACUCAACAGCUGAAGCAGCAGCUAGGGCUUAUGAUGUUGCACUCUUGUGUCUAAAAGGCCCUCAAGCCAAUCUCAACUUCCCCAGCUCUGCUUCUUCUCGCCUUCUGUUAGAUGAAAAGACCCAUUUGUCCCCCAAAUCCAUCCAAAAAAUUGCCGCUCAAGCAGCCAACAAUUCAUUUGACCUUUUUGCUCCAUCUUCAUCGGCAGAUUCGUCACCGUUCGAUCAUGAUCAACAUCCUGAUGACAUGCAAUCAUUGAUAGGGUCUUUCGUAGACAAUCGUGUGUCUUUGAUGGAUCCAUCAUCAUCGUGGUAUGAUAAUGAUCAUAAUGGGAUGUUCUUCUUCGAUGAUGGAGCUCCGUUUAAUUACUCUCCUCCACUGAACUCGACCACGAAUAUGGUCGAUGGGUAUUUCUACGAAGAUGCUGAUAUUCCACUUUGGAGUUUCAGUUGAUCUGACGGUCCAGAAUACAUACUUUACUAUAUAUGUUUUAUUAUUUACAAAAUUAUUUUUAUAUGUUAAUUAAUUUACCUUACACAAAAAUGUUAACUAAUUUACCCUUGUCGUAAUUAUACCUUUCAAGUUGACUGUAAUAUAAUUGAAGCUAUUAUAUGUCAAUAUUGCAAUACGUUUGGGAGUUGAGAGGUGGGCGGGCGGCCUAGGAAGAUCACAUGAACAAGAAGCCUUUUUGUCACUUCUUUGACUUUUCAAGUGAUUUUUCCUUUUAAUUAAGUUUUACUGAUAGCAUGUUGUAUCAUUGUAAAGAAUAUAUAAUAUAUGUUGCAGUAUGUUUAUGAAAUUAA